CCGAUUGCACAAACGAACGAGAAGUGCACUGUGCUAAUACUAGCCUUUAUCUUGUAGACCAAGAGUCAUUUUGCAAAUUUGUAGUAUCACUUCCCUAAACAACUCAAGACUGAACUGCACUUCAGUUCCUCAGUUCUACAUUUCUACAGCGGCAAGAAACACAGCCCUUGACUUUUUUUUAAAGCAUUGCUGAAAGAGUUGAGAUGGCUUUUUAUUUUACCAUGUAUAACUAUAAAGUAACAUUAACAAGUGAACUAGACCAGGACGUAAUAAAUUAGAACUCUCUUCAUUUUAGAGAGACAAGAUGGAAACAACGUUGGUUUUCUUUUCCCAAUUAAGUAUGUGCGAAUCAAAAGAAAAACCUUUUUUCAAGUUGGUGCAUGGUUUAGGAAAAGAAGAAACGAGCAAAGAAGCCAAAAUCAGAGCUAAGGAAAAAAGAAAUAGGCUAAGUCUCCUCCUUCAGAGACAUGAGUUUCAUGAAAAGACUCAUUCCAGUACCUCUGGGCACUUGGCCAAACAUACAAGAGUCUCCCCUGAAGAGGCAGUGAAAUGGGGUGAAUCAUUUGACAAACUGCUUUCCCACAAAGAUGGACUGGAGGCUUUUACCAGAUUUCUUAAAACCGAAUUCAGUGAGGAAAACAUUGAAUUUUGGAUAGCCUGUGAAGAAUUCAAGAAAAGCAAGGAACCUCAACAAAUUACCCUUAAAGCAAAAGCAAUAUAUGAGAAAUUUAUACAGACUGAUGCUCCACAAGAGGUUAAUCUUGAUUUCCACACUAAAGAAAUCACUACAAAGAACAUCACCCAACCCACCCUCCACAGUUUUGAUGCUGCACAAAGCAGAGUGUAUCAGCUUAUGGAACAAGAUAGUUACACACGUUUUCUGAAAUCUGACAUCUAUUUAGACUUGAUAGAAGGAAGACCUCAGAGACCAACAAAUCUUCGAAGACGAUCACGCUCACUUACCUACAAUGAAUUCCAAGAUGUAAAGUCAGACGUUUCCAUUUGGUUAUAAAAAAAACUUAAUUUCACUCAUUUUGAUGGCAAACUCUUAAAUCGGCCCCUAAGGUAUAUAAAGUUUAUGUUAACGAAUGGGUACAUCCUUUCAAAUAAAAUGCAUCAUGAAAAAGUACUUUAAAAAUGUAAACCAUAAAUGUUUAUGCUAAUAAUACAUACAGUACCUGCUGAUAUAUUCUGUAAAACUUUCCAUUUGAACUCAUUCCAAUCAGAAUCAGAGAAACUUACGAACUUAACUAAAAGGCAGUAAAGAAAUAAUGUUUUAUAAGUUAAAGGUUAAGCUUUUGUAAAAUUUUCAAGUUUGAAUUUUUUUCUAUAAGUAAACAAAAUAACAUUCAGAUAUGCAUUUUUUAGACAACAUUUGCCACAAAGAUGAAGACUCUCAGCAAUCAUACAGGAUGUAAAUAUGCUCCAGUUCUUACAGUGGGAGAGGAUGAACAUUCAUUCCUUGGUUACUAUUUUGGCUCAAGAAUAAAAAUCUAUCACCACCAGUUAUAAACCAUCAACAGGAACUUUGGGUGAGGAGACGUUCAUCUCCAGAGAACUCCCACAUUAAACAUAGCCCAGGUUGAUAAAUGAGGGUGGCAUCUGUGUUUGAGUUCAUUGCUAAGUGAGCAUGUACUUACCCAGUUAUAUGGAUCACACUUCUGCUGGUCUCAGAGACAUGACCAGAUUAUACAUAGCUCCAGGUUGAAACUGAAUGUAGCAUCUUCUCACCUGCUAAGAGCACUUGCUAUUAAAAUACGGGGCCAGUCAGUGGUUUGAGUGAAAACCAAAGGAGGUUUAACCCAGAAGAAAUCAGGCUCCAGUUUGGACUUUUAGAGUUGAGGCAGAAAUUAGAAAUGAGAAGAUGUAAAGAAGCAAAAAGUCUGAGACCCUGCAGAUUCAGGUAUAUGUCACCUGGCUCAUAUUCAAAAAGUGUUCUUCCACUGGUAUGUUCUUCCAGAUCUUGUUGAAUCAUUUAAUACUAUGUUAUUCAAAUAAGAAUUGUACUAAUAUGUAUAUAAAUGCAUCUCUAUUUUUAGGUAAAUAUCUAAUUGUAGAUGUGUGCUGCAUGGUUUGUAAAUGUCUGUAUGUAAAGAUGCCAUACAUUUGACUUUGGCAAAUAUCACUUUAUUUGAACUGUAAAAUAUAAAAACUUUGAACAUCUAUAGCAAUAAACACUUGAAUUUUUCCAUUCA
Messenger RNA from Trichechus manatus latirostris (Florida manatee), 2195 nucleotides. RefSeq names its product regulator of G protein signaling 18 (gene RGS18). The transcript has 5 exons. NCBI's taxonomy places the organism in Eukaryota, Metazoa, Chordata, Mammalia, Sirenia, Trichechidae. The coding region runs from base 305 to 1012 and encodes 235 amino acids. The record is from RefSeq and is a predicted model, not a curated record.